Molecule: messenger RNA, 4846 nt
Organism: Schistosoma bovis
Lineage: Eukaryota; Metazoa; Platyhelminthes; Trematoda; Strigeidida; Schistosomatidae
Source: the annotation of a GenBank genome assembly
GCCGGUGUAAGAUCCAUUUUGAAUGCCUUGUGUGUUUCUGAAAAUCCCUCCAUGUAUAUACUUGCACUUUGUUCCUAUUGAUCCUCUUAGUUGUACAUUGUUAACUUUUGGCUACAUUUGAAUUGUUAAUAUUUGUAUUUUAUUAUAGUUUUCGUUUUUACUACACCUUCACUAAUUCCCCAUGUUUCUUCCCGAACUGCACUUAUGUUGUUUUACUUUAUACUAAGUCUGGGCGGCAGCCAUUUUGGUUUAUCCUUGCUUUUGAUUGCUUGACCUGUGUUGAUUGGAAUUGUGCAUUUUGGUUGUGAAUUGAAGCACUCUUCCAGAAUUGAAAACACUCUGUGUUAUAGAGCGACCAAUUAUUACCUUUUAAACAAAUCUGUACGUGAUCUAUCCAGACAGGAUAGAAUAACAGUUAUUUGUGGUGAUUGGUAAUUUUCUUGCAUCCUUUAUCAACUUUCUUAUUUAUUGUAGUUUAUGUUUGAUCAAUUGAACAAUUAUUGGUUGGAUAGCUGAGUGGUUAUAUUUGUUUAGGUAAUAAUGUACACUUAAAUUUAUGAUAAAUCAUAGAACCGUCAUCUUACCCAAUUACUUUGUUUUGGUUUCAAUCGGGCGAGGGCGCGUAUCUAACUCAUCCAGACAGCUGUCCUUCACUCCAAACCGUAGUUUGGAUCUUACAGUUCUAAACAAAUAAUUUGGUCGAAUUCGUUGGUUUUCGUUUCGCUGAUUUCAAUCAUUGUCUCUGGGAAUAUUUGGUCGUUCGCUUGCGAUGCCAAACGAUCGUCGAAAGAACUUAAGUCCAAGGCUCGUGGAAGCUAAAAGAGAUUAACAAAAGGAUGGAUCCCCUCAAUCAAGGCAAGUGCCUUAUGAUGCUUCUAUGUGUCAUGGUUCAUAUUCUAAUAGGGACGAUUUUAAUUAUAGUGAAUCUAGUUGUGAUAUAAUGGCAGAUGGAAUAGAAAACCUUAGUUUAGACGUAAAGCAAGCGAAAAGCGCGAUGCCUAUGGCAGCUUUCGUAGGUCUAGAGUUACCAAAGGUUGAGUUAAGUUAUUUCGACGGUCAACCUAGAGGUUAUUGGAGGUUUUUAAGGGAGUUUGAGACCUAUGUGGAAUCAAAGGUCAAGGAUGAUGAUCAACGCUUGCUUUAUUUGAUACAUUAUUGUAAGGGUAAAGCGAAAACAGCCAUUGAGGGUUGUAUUAUGUUGGAAGCCUCUUCUGGUUACAAGAAGGCCAAAGAGAUUCUAAAACGGUUAUUCGGACAGGCGCAUGUAAUCGCUCGAGAGACACUAGAAGACUUAUUCAAUGCCGUGAAUUUUGAUUAUACUGACGGAGAGCAACUAUCAAACUUGGCUAUUAAAAUGGAAAACUGUGCUAUGAUCUUGGAACAGAUGAAUUAUGUCUCUGAUCUAAAUUCCUUAGUUACCUUGGAAAGAAUAGUGAGACUCUUGCCUCAGCCUAUGCAAACCCAGUGGGCGGACUGGGUGGAUGAAUUGACUGAAGAUAACAGGGAACCGACCUUUGGCGAGCUCACUCAAUUUAUCGCAUCGCGUGCGAGAGUGGCUUGUAGUAGAUUUGGACGGUUAGCAAAUCGUUCAAGAAAAGGACAUAACGUAAAGACGAACUGUCACGUGCAAUCGGAGCAAGGGAAUAGUUCGACAACGAAAACUAAAUGCAGUAUGUGUUCCUACGACCAUGCUAUUGAUAAAUGUCCCCAGUUCUUAGCGCUUACAGUUCAAGACCGAUGGUCUCACGCUAAAAGCAAGGGUAUCUGUUUCGUCUGUCUUAGACAAGGACAUAGAGUUACUGAAUGUAAGCUGACAAAGCGUUGUAACGUUAAUGGUUGUGAAAAGAAACAUCAUUCUUUGUUGCACAGCGAAAGUGAUAAACCUGGUAUCUCGAUUUGCUGCGGAUAUACUAAAUCACUAAUCAGUCAAGUGUGUUUAGGCAUGAUUCCCGUACGGUUGAAAUUGCGUAAAGCGGAGAUUGUGGGUUAUGCUCUCUUGGACAACGGUUCUGAUGUGACACUGAUAAAAUCAAACUGUUUGAGGUCUCUCGGGCUGAGCGAAGACCAAGCAUCAGUGGUAGUUGAGACUGUGGGCGGUAAUAGAACAAUGAAGGUCACGAGUGCGUCUUUUGAGGUAUAUUCUUUAGAUCGAUCUGAACAUGUUACGAUUGAAGGAGCUCUGAUUGUAGCAAGUAUACCAGGUCAUAAGCCAACAGAGUCAGCAAUGAACAACCUAGUUAAGUGGCCGCAUUUAAGUGAUGUGCCAAUAGAUAGCCUAGACUCUGAAGAAGUUUUACUGUUGAUUGGUUGCGACGUACCAGAAGCACAUUGGGUGUUAGACCAACGGUUGGGUGGAAGGAAGAACCCGUACGCUGUGAAAACGUUGCUGGGGUGGACGGUUUUCGGACCUGCGUCAUGCCCGGAAUAUAGGAGAAGUGUUGUUAACCAUACCAGUAAGGUACAGACAUUAGAGAACGAAAUAAGUGAGCUUUAUGAUGUAGAGUUUUCAGAUGCUUAUUCAAGUAAUAAAUCAUUAUCAGUAGACGACAAGGCGGCUAUAAAGAUUGUGGAAGGGGGCACGCGCUUCGACAACGGUCAUUUAGUAGUUUCUAUACCGUGGAAAAAGGAUCCAAAUAUGAAAGUGGAUAAUUAUGAAGUAGCAAACCGUAGAUUACAAAGUUUGAAGGGUAUGUUGUCGAAGGAUGCCAGUCUGCACAUCAGGUAUAUCAACAGUAUUGAGAGUAAAUUUACUAAGACUUAUGCGGAGAGGGUCCUUGAAAUAUAUUUGCAGCCUAAUUAUCGCCCUCGAGGGUAUUUACCUUAUCAUGCAGUGUUAAACAUGAAGAAACCAGAAGAACUUAGAGUGGUCCUUGAUUGUGCCGCCGAGUUUGCAGGGGUUUCCAUGAAUGAUAUGAUUUAUCAAGAACACGAUACCACUGCUGAGUUAAUGUGCAUAUUAUUAAGUUUUUGCAAGGAGACAGUUGCAAUCCCUGCAGAUGUUGAAGAACUGUUCAUGCAAGUGAAGUUCCCUAAGUCUGAUCGAGGAGCUUCAAGAUUUCUGUGGUGGCAGGAGGGGGACAUGUCGAAGGAACCAUCUGAGUUUCAAAUGACAACUCAUGCAUUUGGUGCCACAUCAUCGCCGUUUCGUGCGAACUUUGCCUUCAAUAAGACCGCACAAAUAUUCUCUGACGGUAGUGAGUUUAGAAAAACUGCUGUGGUUAACUUGAGUAGUAUAAAGUACAACAUGUCACCUAUUCUCUCUUAUUACUCCGAGUGGUUGAAAUUAGUCAGGGCCGUAGCCUGGCUUAGAAGGUUCAUAGAAUUCCUGAUGGUACUUCGUUCCCCGAGUCAUGAAGGAUCCGUUCAUUUAGGAUGUUUAAAGGUCAAAGAGCUUGACAUCGCCAAGCGUAAAAUUUUAUUGAUGGUUCUGAAAGAAGUGUAUGGAGAAAUACUUAGUGGAUUUAAAAACAAUGGUAAAGUAGUUAGUCACAAUGAUCUGAAAGGCUUAUCACCGAUAAUGCUUGAUGGGUUACUCUGCGUUGGAGGUCGACAAAGAUACUCAGAUUUCCCAAAUACUUUUAAACAUCCAGUAAUUUUACCCAGUCGACAAUUAGUGACGGAAAUGAUAAUUAGACAUUGUCCUAAAGAACAAGGACACAUAAGAAGAUCAUUAGAAAAAGGCUAUGGAUAUGUGUUUACUUGUUUGCAAACAUGGGCAGUACAUAUUGAAAUGAUGUGUAGUUUGAUUACUGAUUCAUUUAUAAUGGCCUUAUUACGUUGUAUUGGAAGAAGAAGGAAACCUGCGGAGAUUUACAGUGACAUUGCGUCAAGCUUCGUGUGGGCAGUUUCUGAGUUAAGGAAGUUUGUGCAACAGUCGAAUCAGCAGAAGAUAAAUAGUGAAUUGUCAGCGAGGCCCUCAUCCAACAGCAUGGGUGGAGUUUGGGGAAGAGUGACUAGGUCUAUACCACGAGUGUUAUUGUUGAAUACCAGAGAACAAGUGAAACAGGUCUCCUUGAAGCUUCGGAUUAGUCUUUGUUGUUAUUAAUGUAGGUAGGUCGAGUAGGCGUACUGUUGUAAGUCCUACUCGUUCCUAUAGUGUCAUAUGCUACAUAAUGAACCAUGACCAUAGGCAUCAAGGUAGCUUGUGUGAUAUGGAGGGAUUUUGGGGGCCGGUGUAAGAUCCAUUUUGAAUGCUUUGUGUGUUUGUGAAAAUCCCUCCAUGUAUAUACUUGCACUUUGUUCCUAUUGAUCCUCUUAGUUGUACAUUGUUAACUUUUGGCUACAUUUGAAUUGUUAAUAUUUGUAUUUUAUUAUAGUUUUCGUUUUUACUACACCUUCACUAAUUCCCCAUGUUUCUUCCCGAACUGCACUUAUGUUGUUUUACUUUAUACUAAGUCUGGGCGGCAGCCAUUUUGGUUUAUCCUUGCUUUUGAUUGCUUGACCUGUGUUGAUUGGAAUUGUGCAUUUUGGUUGUGAAUUGAAGCACUCUUCCAGAAUUGAAAACACUCUGUGUUAUAGAGCGACCAAUUAUUACCUUUUAAACGAAUCUGUACGUGAUCUAUCCAGACAGGAUAGAAUAACAGUUAUUUGUGGUGAUUGGUAAUUUUCUUGCAUCCUUUAUCAACUUUCUUAUUUAUUGUAGUUUAGAUUUGAUCAAUUGAACAAUUAUUGGUUGGAUAGCUGAGUGGUUAUAUUUGUUUAGGUAAUAAUGUACACUUAAAUUUAUGAUAAAUUAUAGAACCAUCAUCUUACCCAAUUACUUUGUUUUGGUUUCAAUCGGGCGAGGGCUCGUAUCUAACUCAUCCCGACAGCUGUCCUUCACUCCAAACCGUAGUUUGGAUCUUAC